AUGAAGGGGGAUGACAACUUGACAGGAUCUUCGACACAUCACCACGCAAGAUCAUCACACGUCAACAACAAACGUGGGCUCGUGGGCAAUUUCAGUGGUCGGUCAGAGGAGAAGCAAGCCAACAACUCCGACUCCUCAGAGCGCGGCAGAUCACGCACACAUGACUCGCCACAAACCGGUUUCACGGAUGCAGGUGAGGAGCAGGAGCUGCUUUCUCGAGGAGAGUUGGACGGGGACAAAGAUGGAGAGGAAGAUGGAGUGCGGAGACGCAGUACGAGUCAGAACGACCAAUCCCGCAAGCCGCAGGGAACUGUCGUAGGUCAGCAGGGUGAUGAAGCUCAAAGCUCAAGCCGCGCUACUGGACUGAGAGAGGAGGCUGACGAUGAUGAUCUACCCACACCCGCUUGGAGACGCGAAUCCGGCCCAAGGCAGUCCUGGUUGCGCACGAAAGUUGUUUCGAUUUUCUGGACUGUUGUCAACAUGCUUCGCACUCCAGCGUACGCGAUUCCGUUGAUCAUCAAUCUGACUGGAAGCAUUUGGUUCUUCCUUCUUGUUGGGAAGCAUGAGCUUUCUCUUACUGUCCCGCUUGCGAACUCGAGUGCCUUCUUGUUUACUGUGCUUGGAGAGUGGUAUGUGGAGCGCAAGGUGAUUGCGAAGGAGACUUGGUUGGGCAUGGGCUUGGUGCUUGGGGGUAUUGCAUUGUGUGUUCAUUCGAAGAACCAGGCUUCCUGA
Molecule: messenger RNA, 732 nt
Organism: Penicillium antarcticum
Lineage: Eukaryota; Fungi; Ascomycota; Eurotiomycetes; Eurotiales; Aspergillaceae
Exons: 3
Coding region: 1-732 (243 amino acids)
Source: RefSeq, a predicted model, not a curated record